UUUCGAAAGGCGUCAUUUAUUUUUUUUAUUUUUUUUUUUAAAUAAAAACCCGCAAUAUUUUUUUUUGAUAAUGUCUUCUUCUAAUCGUCUAAAACAAAUUACUCAUCAUUUAACAACCAACAUGACGGAAUUAGGUUCAAUCUCUAUCUUUAAAGAAGUUCCUCAAGCUCCUCCUGAUGCCAUCUUUCAUUUGACUGCACAAUACAAGGCAGACACUAAUCCUAAUAAAAUUAAUAUCGGUGUUGGUGCUUUCCGUACUGAAGAAUUAAAACCUUAUAUUCUUCCUGUUGUCAAAAAGGCUAAGGCUAUUUUACAUAAUGAUGAGACACUUGAUCAUGAAUAUUUACCUAUUGCCGGUACAAAAUCAUUUACAAAUGCUGCUGUAAGAUUAAUUUUGGGCGAAAAUAGUCCUGCUAUUAAAGAAAACCGCUUUGCUGGUGUCCAAACUAUUUCUGGCACUGGUGCUAACCAUACAGGAGCCAUGUUCCUUUCUCACUUUUAUCAUAAGAGCAAGAAAUGUUAUAUUUCAAACCCUACUUGGGCAAACCAUCGUAGUAUUUUCUCUUUAGUUGGCUUUGAAGUAGAGGAAUAUCCUUAUUGGAACCCAGAGACCCGCGGUUUAAAUUAUGAGGGAUUAUUACAAACCAUGCGUACUGCUCCUGAAGGUUCUAUUUUUGUUCUUCAUGCCUGUGCUCAUAACCCAACCGGUGUUGAUCCUACUCGUGAUCAAUGGAAGGGUAUCGCUGAUGUGAUGCGUGAAAAGAAUCAUUUCCCUUUCUUUGAUUGUGCUUAUCAAGGUUUUGCUUCUGGAGAUUUAGAUAAUGAUGCUUGGGCAGUCCGUUAUUUUGUUGAACAAGGAUUCGAAUUAUUCGUUUGUCAAUCAUUUGCAAAGAAUUUUGGUCUUUAUGGUGAGCGUGCUGGUAAUUUAACUAUCGUUGCCAAGAGUCCUGAGGAUGCAAAUCGUGUUUUAUCUCAAAUUGAAAAAUUACAACGUGCAGAGAUUUCUAAUCCUCCCGCUUUUGGUUCACGUAUUGUUGAUAUCGUCUUGAAUGAUAAAGCUUUAUAUCAAGAAUGGACCGAAAACUUGAAAUAUAUGUCACAUCGUAUUAUUGAAAUGAGAAAGGCCCUUCAUCAUCAUUUAGUUGAACUCAAGACGCCUGGUACAUGGAAUCAUAUCACUGAUCAAAUCGGUAUGUUCUCCUUUACUGGUCUGAAGACACCACAAGUGAAAGUACUUCGAGAAAAAUAUCAUAUUUACUUGACUGAUAAUGGCCGUAUUUCAAUGGCUGGUGUCUCUAGCACCAAUGUUGCUUAUUUAGCUAAAGCUAUUGAUGAUGUUGUUCGACAUGUUUCUGUAUAAUGGAAUUAUAAAAUAAAUAAAAGGAAACUAUCAUUUCAUUUUA
Cokeromyces recurvatus is the source of this 1403-nucleotide messenger RNA. Its product is annotated as aspartate aminotransferase. Gene Ontology annotation, biological process: L-aspartate biosynthetic process. Gene Ontology annotation, molecular function: L-aspartate:2-oxoglutarate transaminase activity; pyridoxal phosphate binding. The transcript is spliced from 5 exons. Lineage: Eukaryota; Fungi; Mucoromycota; Mucoromycetes; Mucorales; Mucoraceae. Gene Ontology annotation, cellular component: cytosol. The record is from RefSeq and is a predicted model, not a curated record. The coding region runs from base 71 to 1360 and encodes 429 amino acids.